CGGAGAGACGUCAGGCCGGACCGGAGAUUAGCAGGCGCUUUAAGUGGAUUAGAAAGCGGCAGUGCCGGAGAGAAGCGAGCGGAGGCGCGAGAGCAGCAGGCGCCACUGCCCGGCUCAGCCUCCCUGCCGGCUCGCCCGCUCCCCUGGCCGGACUGCGCGCCCCGCCAUGCCCCAGACCGUGGUGCUGAGCGGCCCGUCGCCGUGGGGCUUCCGGCUGGUCGGAGGCAAAGACUUCAGCACGCCACUGACGAUUUCCAGGAUUAAUCCUGGAAGUAAAGCUGCUCAUGCCAGCCUUUGCCCGGGUGAUGUCAUCCUGUCAAUUAAUGGUGAGAGCACAGAAAACAUGACACACCUGGAAGCACAAAACAAGAUCAAAGCUUGUCUGGAUCAACUGACACUGUCUGUGAACAGGGCAGAAAGCAAGGUUUGGUCCCCUAACAUUUUAGAAGAUGGAAAAGCACAAGCUUACCGAGUCAGUGUAGAACCAGAACCACAGGAUAAUGGGCCUGUUCCAAACAGAAGACCAACAACCUUUUCACCUGGAGGAAGUCCAACAGACAACAAGCAGAUAUCCAGCUCGCAGUACAAUAACCCUGCACGGCUGUACACAAACAACAAUGCAGAUUCCAGUUUAGCUUCACAAAUGAGUGGCCUCCAUUUCACAUCUUCCCCAAGUGCUGACCCUUCAAGGUCCCUACCAAGAAACAGAAAUGGAAUUGACAUGGACUCAGAUGUAUACAAAAUGCUGCAGGAUUAUGAAAAGCCCGUUUCAGAACCUAAGCAGUCAGGAUCCUUCCGGUAUCUACAGGGCAUGUUGGAAGCUGGAGAGAAUGGUGAAAAACAUGACCGACUGACUAGUCCAAGACAUGUUAAAACUUCUGUAUCUAAACUGGGUGGAUCCAUAUCUGGCUUACAGAUGCUCCCUCAGUGUACCAGAUGUGGCAAUGGAAUUGUUGGCACAAUAGUGAAAGCCCGUGACAAGCUCUACCAUCCAGAAUGUUUCAUGUGUGAUGACUGCGGACUCAACCUGAAGCAAAGAGGUUACUUCUUCAUUGAGGAACAGCUGUACUGUGAAACGCAUGCCAAGGAAAGGGUUAAGCCACCAGAAGGAUAUGAUGUGGUAGCUGUUUAUCCCAAUGCAAAAGUUGAACUUGUCUAAAUAGAUACUCUUAUUUCCCAGAGAGGUCAAAAGGUGGUACACCCACCCACAGCCCAGUCUCUGUUUUAGAGUAUGGCUGCAAUCAGUUCCGAUUAGUGAAGUCUCAAGUAAAAUGCCUUUUCAGAGAUAAAACCGUUUACACUUGGAUCUCAAGGGGAUAGUGCUGAAAGCCUCUGAAAAGUUUUUUUUUUUCCUUUUGACACUUUGCUUUUGAGUUGCUGUGUUACUGGUUGGCUUUGGGAUUUUUUGUUUUGUAUUUUUUUUCUACAGAUAUUUUCAGUUGGGGCCCACUCCAAAACCUAUGUAAAUAUGGAUGCUUUCUAAAAACAUAGUUUCAUAUAAAGUCAGUAUUCUUUUAUUCUGUCUCAUUUUAAAAUAUAAAGAGGACUGUUUAAAAGCUCAAAGGAAAUAAGGCACUUUAAGAAAUGAAACUGACAUUUUAAAGCAUUGCAUUUUUUUCUUUUGUCAGUAAUAUAGAUAUGCUAUAAAUAUUGCUUUGUGGAAUUCAGGUGAUAGGGCAUGGAGACCACAUUUAAUGCAAUUUUAAAUCUAUAUCUGGAUAGAGGAAUUUUUACAGUAAACCUGAGGAAAUGAGUCCUAAGAACUCAAGUAAAACCUUUAUUUUUUAUAACUGUUGCCUUUUUGCUACAUUUCUAUACAGUACUUAGGAAAAUAACCCCUGCUUGUAAUUUUCAAACAUUAUUAUAUAUUCUAACUGAGAACAAAUAUUAGCAUUGUGUCAUCUUGCUGAUGCAUAGCAGCACUAGGCCUCAUUCCCAAAGACCUGCCCUCUUUGCUUUCCUAAAGCAAAUGUUUUUGGAAGCCCCGGGGAUAGUCCCUCCUUUGCUGAUAGCAAUGAGCAGGUUGGUGAAGCUUUGGAACCUGUGCUGUCCCUCAGGUCAUGUCUGGCAUCCUCUUGCGUUUAGAGCAGGAGGUGCCUAAUGUCGGCUCCAUUGUGGCACAGAAGUACAAGCUUAGUUUACUGUAAGUGCGUAAACCACUUUAACUGCCCUGAAUGUAUUCUUACAGCAAAGAAUUUGUUAUAUCACAGAAUUCUUACAUAGGACAUGUGGAUUUAUUUUCCUUUUGUCUGAGAUAGCAUGAUUUAUCUUACAGAUAUUCUCUCAUAUUAAACCUUCCAGACACCUACAUUUCUUUUACUUUUUUUAUUCUUGUCUUUGGACAAAAAGGGUUCUACACUCCAGCACUAAACACAUUGCUGAAAUAUAUUUCCAGAUACAGUGAAGUUGACUUAGGGUGCUUCCAGUUUGAGGGUUCUCUCUCAGUUGCAUAGCUAUUCCUUCUUUCCCACCUUAACGGAUAUUUUGUAGUUGUUGUUUUUUUUUAAUGGAAGAAGCUGUGGGAAAACAUGAGAUUGUUGCAAAUGGAUGGCAACAUCUGGACCCCCCACAAAUUUCCAUGAAUGAGGCGGAAUGAUUACAUGGUAAAGUUUUUAUCUGGAAGUGACCCUAGAGUAUUCAGCUAUGUACAGAAUACUGAAAUUCAGCCUAGGAUGAAUAAGAAAAAAAUCAUUCUUUCCAGAUACAUUUUGGGACAAGCCAUCUGACUUAAAUUCCGUUGACAUGUAUGACCUUUCCAGGCAAUCAUGAUAUAGCACAACAAUUGCACACUUGUUAUUUGUCAAUUUUAAGUUGUUAUGAUGAACCAGAAUAGUUCUUUCCUUUAGAGGAAUUAUGUCAUUGCCAGUCAUGAUUAAUUAUGCAAUUGCCAAAGAACACUGCAGCUUGUGAAUUAAAGGGUAUGACUGAGAUCUUAACAGCAGUCAACACCUGACGUCAAGUAUAAACAAUCAGAUGUGAAGUGCAUUCUUCAGAGGUUUAAAUGCUCAGUGAGACUCAGAAACAGUCAUUGCCUUGGAUAGCUAAGCUUCUAAGUCUGAAUUGUAAAGGGAAAGAAAUAAACUUUAUAUAUUUAAACA
Messenger RNA from Varanus komodoensis (Komodo dragon), 3098 nucleotides. RefSeq names its product PDZ and LIM domain 4 (gene PDLIM4). Gene Ontology annotation, biological process: heart development; muscle structure development; actin cytoskeleton organization. Gene Ontology annotation, cellular component: Z disc; adherens junction; filamentous actin. Gene Ontology annotation, molecular function: muscle alpha-actinin binding; actin binding. Lineage: Eukaryota; Metazoa; Chordata; Lepidosauria; Squamata; Varanidae. The transcript has 7 exons. Bases 167 to 1159 code for a protein of 330 amino acids. The record is from RefSeq and is a predicted model, not a curated record.